AUGGAUGGAUGGGUAGAUGGAAGAUGGGAAUGGCAGUUGAGGUGGAGAAGGAACAGAUUCGAAUGGGAGGUCUCACAGGAGCAUCAGCUACUUCAAGCGAUUGAGAAUACCAACUUUCAAAGAGAUCAAGUGGACUCAUGGAGUUGGGAAUGCGAACCUUCUGGCAUGUUCUCAGUGAAAUCAGCCUAUACAACUAUAUAUGAUAGCUCAUCGUUAGUGGGUGAAACUAAUGUUCCCUACUUCUUUUGGUCUAUCCCUGCUCCAUCGAAGGUUCAUUAUUUCAUGUGGAGAUUGGUUAACUCUGGCAUCCCAAUCGUUGAUAAUCUAAUUAGAAGAAACAUAACACUUGAGCCUCAACAAACUUUAUGCCCGUUUUUCAAGUCUGAUGCAGAAACGGUGUCUCACAUUUUCUGCACAUGCCCUCUUAGUGAUAAAGUUUGGAAGCAAUGUCUCUCUUGGAUUAAUUGUCCUUCACCACUUCCUAUGCAGGGUACUGAUUGGGGUUUGCAAUUUCAAGGAAGUGUACAACCUAUUGCCAUGAAGCAUGAAGUGACAAUACUAGAGCUGUCAAAAUGA
This is a messenger RNA of Cajanus cajan (pigeon pea), 576 nucleotides long. Its product is annotated as putative ribonuclease H protein At1g65750. The record is from RefSeq and is a predicted model, not a curated record. Lineage: Eukaryota; Viridiplantae; Streptophyta; Magnoliopsida; Fabales; Fabaceae.